UAUGCCGCAGCGGCGCCAAUGCCCCGCCCACCUCGGUAAGAAGAGUCAUUUCCGUGGGCGGAGAGACAGCAGCCAGCCGAGUCGCCGGCACAGCGCCUCCGGCAAGCCCUCCCCGGUCGGAAGUGGCGAAUGAACCAAGCGGUGGGCAGGGGCCGACUCCCAAAAUGGCCAGGGUGGAGGCCCAGGGUCGCAUGUGGCUGGAGAGCCCCGCUGGGGGAGCGCCUCCCAUCUUCCUGCCCCCAGGAGGGCAAGCUCUGGUCCUGGGCCGGGGACCCUUGACGCAGGUUACCGACCGGAAGUGCUCCCGAAACCAGGUGGAGCUGGUCGCUGACCCUGAGACUCGGACGGUGGCAGUGAAACAGCUGGGAGUUAACCCCUCAACUGCCGGGACCCAGGAGCUGAGACCUGGUUUGAAGGGCGCUCUGGGGGUGGGGGACACUCUGUAUUUGGUCAAUGGCCUCCACCCGCUGACCCUGCGCUGGGAAGAGGCCCUCACUCCAGAAUCCCAGCCAGACACUCCACCCAGUACCCCUCCUGUGACCCGAGAGGGAGAGAAGGAAAAUGUUGAGCAGCAGAAAAAGCGGAUAAGGAAGUCAUCCCCUGGCUGGGAGACCUUCGAGAAGCUGCUGGUGUUCACAGCACCUGGUGUGAAGGCUCGGGGCAAGGUGGCUGGUUUUGAUCUGGACGGGACCCUCAUCACCACACGUUCUGGGAAGGUCUUUCCCACUGGCCCCAGUGACUGGAGGAUCUUGUACCUAGAGAUUCCGCGGAAGCUCCGGGAACUAGCCGCCGAGGGUUACAAGCUGGUGAUCUUCACCAACCAGAUGGGCAUCGGGCGCGGAAAGCUGCGAGCGGAGGAGUUCAAAGCUAAGGUGGAGGCUGUGGUGGAGAAGCUGGGGGUCCCCUUUCAGGUGCUGGUGGCCACGCACGCAGGCUUGUACCGGAAGCCGGUGAGCGGCAUGUGGGACCACCUGCAGGAGCAGGCCAACGAGGGCGUGCCCAUCUCCAUUGGGGACAGCGUCUUUGUGGGAGACGCAGCGGGACGCCCAGCCAACUGGGCCCCUGGGCGCAAGAAGAAAGACUUCUCCUGUGCAGACCGCCUGUUCGCCCUGAACGUGGGCCUGCCCUUCACCACACCAGAGGAGUUCUUUCUCAAGUGGCCCGCGGCCCGCUUCGAGCUCCCAGCCUUUGACCCGAGGAGCGUCGCCCGCUCUGGGCCUCUCUGCCUCCCCGAGUCCAGCUCCCUCUUAAGCUCAGACCCGGAGGUGGUCGUCGCCGUGGGAUUUCCUGGGGCCGGGAAGUCCACCUUCCUCCGGGAGCAUCUCGUGUCAGCCGGAUACGUCCACGUGAACAGGGACACUCUGGGCUCAUGGCAGCGCUGUGUGACCGCAUGUGAGGCGGCCCUGAAGCAGAGGAAACCGGUCGUGAUCGACAACACAAACCCCGACGUCCAGAGCCGGGCCAGGUACAUCAAGUGUGCCCGGGAUGCGGGCGUGCCCUGCCGCUGUUUCCUCUUCAGUGCCACCGUGGAGCAGGCGCGCCACAACAACCGGUUCCGGGAGAUGACCGAUUCCUCCCACGUGCCCGUGUCCGACAUCGUCAUUUACGGCUACAGGAAGCAGUUCGAGGCCCCCACGCUGGCUGAAGGCUUCACAGCCGUCCUGGAGAUCCCAUUUCGGCUGCAUGUGGCACCGCAGCUCGAGCGGCUGUACCGACAGUUCUCAGAGGGCUGAGCCAUCUUGCGCCCCCCACCCCGGCCCUUGCCCCUCCCCACAAUAAAUGCUAUUUUCCCUAA
Messenger RNA from Bubalus bubalis (water buffalo), 1795 nucleotides. It is a transcript of the gene PNKP, whose product is annotated as polynucleotide kinase 3'-phosphatase. The record is from RefSeq and is a predicted model, not a curated record. The transcript is spliced from 17 exons. Gene Ontology annotation, molecular function: ATP-dependent polydeoxyribonucleotide 5'-hydroxyl-kinase activity; protein binding; polynucleotide 3'-phosphatase activity. Gene Ontology annotation, cellular component: nucleus. NCBI's taxonomy places the organism in Eukaryota, Metazoa, Chordata, Mammalia, Artiodactyla, Bovidae. The coding region runs from base 165 to 1733 and encodes 522 amino acids. Gene Ontology annotation, biological process: DNA repair.